CAAACAGCCAGAGAAGCUCAUGAAAAAUGCCCUUUUCGUAUAUAAGCUUCCAUAGACUCAAUUUCGUAAUAGAGAAAAAUACCAAAACAAAAAUAGGGCGAAGAAAUUGAUAGCUUGGUCGGUUGCUUUUAUCGUCUGCUUCUUCUGCUUCUACAGCUCGAAAUUCAAAUUUCGGUUUCUCAGAAUUGUUGCCGGCGAAGCUUCUGGAGCUCACCGGUGUGUUUUGCUCGCCGAUCUGACUCGGUCGCGUAUCGGAUGAGCUAGCGGAGGCGAUCGUCGAGCUCAAUCGAUAUGGCUCCACCAGUUAACAUUAUUGUAGGCUCUCAUGUCUGGGUUGAAGAUCCAAAGGAGGCAUGGGUUGGUGGAGAAGUUUCCCGAAUCAAUGGUGAAGAAGUACACGUCCAGACCAAAAAUGGGAAGACGGUUGUUACACAUAUCUCAAAAGUUUUUCCAGAAGAUACUGAAGCUCCUCCUGGUGGUGUAGAUGACAUGACAAAGCUCUCAUAUUUGCAUGAGCCAGGAGUUCUGCAUAAUUUGGCUGCCAGAUAUGAACUCAAUGAAAUUUAUACGUACACUGGCAAUAUAUUGAUUGCGGUAAACCCAUUUCAAAGAUUACCGCAUAUGUAUGACACACAUAUGAUGGAACAAUAUAAAGGAGCCGGAUUUGGGGAGUUAAGUCCUCAUGUUUUUGCAAUUGCGGACGUUGCAUACAGAGCAAUGAUCAACGAGGGAAAGAGCAAUUCAAUUCUGGUUAGUGGGGAGAGUGGUGCUGGUAAAACAGAGACGACAAAGAUGCUUAUGCGAUAUCUUGCAUACCUUGGUGGGCGAUCAGGUGUAGAAGGGCGGACAGUUGAACAGCAAGUUCUAGAAUCCAAUCCAGUUCUUGAAGCCUUUGGCAAUGCCAAAACGGUCAGAAAUAACAACUCUAGUCGUUUUGGUAAGUUUGUGGAGAUCCAGUUUGACAAGAGUGGGAGGAUCUCUGGCGCAGCUAUACGCACUUAUUUGCUUGAAAGGUCUCGUGUUUGCCAAGUUUCAGACCCUGAAAGAAACUAUCACUGCUUUUACCUUCUUUGUGCUGCACCACCUGAGGAUAGGGAGAAAUUUAAGCUGGGAAACCCUAAAGAAUACCAUUACUUGAAUCAAUCUAGUUGCUAUGUUCUCGAUGGAAUAGAUGAUAGUGAAGAAUAUGCUGCCACGCGAAGGGCUAUGGAUGUAGUUGGGAUCAGUGACGAAGAGCAGGAUGCAAUUUUUAUGGUGGUAGCUGCAAUUCUGCAUCUUGGAAAUGUUGAAUUUGCAAAAGGAGAGGAAAUUGAUUCUUCUGUCAUUAAGGAUGAGAAGUCUAGAUUCCAUCUUAGUACAACAGCUGAGCUGCUUAAGUGUGAUCCCAAGAGCUUGGAAGAUGCUUUGAUUAAACGUGUAAUGGUAACACCAGAAGAGGUCAUCACAAGAACGCUCGACCCAGCGUCUGCAUUGGCUAGCAGAGAUGCCUUGGCUAAAACUGUUUAUUCACGUUUGUUUGACUGGCUUGUGGAGAAGAUUAACUUCUCAAUUGGACAAGAUCCAAACUCAAAAUCAUUAAUUGGAGUUCUUGAUAUUUAUGGUUUUGAGAGCUUCAAGUUCAAUAGUUUUGAGCAGUUCUGUAUCAAUUUUACAAAUGAGAAGCUGCAACAACAUUUCAAUCAGCAUGUCUUUAAGAUGGAACAGGAAGAAUACACUAAAGAAGAAAUCGAUUGGAGCUACAUUGAGUUUGUUGAUAACCAAGAUGUGCUGGAUCUGAUUGAAAAGAAACCUGGAGGAGUAAUUUCACUCUUGGAUGAAGCCUGUAUGUUUCCUAAAUCCACACAUGAAACUUUCGCUCAGAAGUUAUACCAGACAUUCAAAAACCACAAGCGGUUUAUCAAACCUAAGCUUUCUCGAACUAGUUUUACCAUCUCUCACUACGCAGGAGAGGUGACUUAUCUGGCUGAUCAAUUUAUUGAUAAAAACAAAGAUUAUGUGAUAGCGGAACACCAGGAUCUAUUGACAGCCUCCAAAUGCCCUUUUGUGGCAGGGCUAUUUCCUCCACUUCCAGAGGAAUCAUCCAAGUCUUCAAAAUUUUCUUCCAUUGGAUCACGCUUCAAGUUACAACUUCAAUCUUUGAUGGAGACCUUGAGCUCAACAGAACCUCACUAUAUCAGAUGUGUGAAGCCAAACAAUGUCCUCAAGCCUGCUAUAUUUGAGAACUUUAACAUAAUACAACAAUUGCGCUGUGGUGGUGUUCUUGAGGCGAUUAGGAUCAGUUGUGCUGGAUACCCUACCAGACGUACAUUUUAUGAGUUUCUUAACCGCUUUGGGGUUCUAGCUCCUGAUGUUUUGGAAGGAAACUGCGACGACAAGGUUGCAUGUCAAAUGAUCCUUGAUAAAAUGGGAUUGGCUGGUUAUCAGAUAGGCAAGACAAAGGUCUUCCUAAGAGCUGGUCAGAUGGCCGAGUUGGAUGCUAAAAGAGCAGAGGUACUUGGAAAUGCAGCCAGAACCAUACAAAGGCAAAUUCGUACCCAUAUGGCACGCAAGGAGUUCAUUGCAGUACGUAAAGCUGCUAUUCGAUUACAAUCCUAUGUGCGAGGUAUUUCUUCUCGUGAAAUUUUUGAGAAGUUGCGGCAAGAAGCAGCGGCUGUCAAGAUACAGAAAUACUUGCGGAGAUACAUUGCAAGGAAAUCCUACUCGAGAGUUCGGUUGUCUGCAGUCACAUUACAGACUGGGUUGAGAGCAAUGACUGCUCGAAAUGAAUUCAGAUUCAGAAAGCAAACUAAGGCUGCAAUUCUUCUCCAGGCUCAUUUGCGUUGUCACAUAGCAUAUUUAUAUUAUAGGAGUCUCCAGAAGGCUGCAAUAGUUACACAGUGUGGGUGGAGGCGUAGGGUUGCCCGGAGAGAGCUCCGAAAUCUUAAAAUGGCUGCAAAAGAAACAGGGGCCCUAAAGGAAGCUAAAGACAAAUUAGAAAAGCGUGUGGAAGAACUUACAUAUCGCGUGCAACUUGAGAAGCGAUUAAGGACUGAUUUGGAAGAGGAAAAAGCCCAAGAAGCUGCUAAGUUUCAAGAAGCUUUGCAUGCAAUGCAAAUACAACUGGAAGAAGCAAAUGCAAGAGCAAUUAGAGAACGAGAAGCAGCUCAGAAGGCAAUCGAAGAUGCUCCUCCUCUCAUUAAGGAGACUCCUGUAUUAAUUCAAGACACUGAAAAGAUUGAUUCAUUAUCAGCUGAGGUUGAGAGUUUGAAGACCAUGCUGCUGUCAGAAAGACAAGCAGCCGAAGCGGCCAGGAAGGCUUGUAUCGAUGCUGAGGCUAGAAAUGCAGAGCUGACCAGACAACUUGAAGAUGCUGGCAGAAAAGUAGAUCAACUUCAGGAAUCUGUACAAAGGCUAGAGGAGAAACUUUCCAGCACAGAGUCGGAGAAUCAAGUACUUCGUCAACAAGCACUGACCAUGUCACCGAAAGCUCUGUCUUCAAGACCAAAGACAGUGAUUAUUCAGAGAACACCAGAGAAUGGAAAUAUUGUAAAUGGCGAGUCCAAGGUCACAUCAGAUCUGUCUCUUUCCAUAUCAAGUGCACGUGAGCCUGAGUCUGAGGAAAAACCGCAAAAGUCUCUAAAUGAAAAGCAGCAGGAGAACCAGGAGUUGCUGAUCAAGUGCAUAACACAAGAUUUGGGUUUUUUUGGGGGAAGACCAAUUGCUGCUUGUGUCAUAUACAAAUGUCUUCUUCACUGGAGGUCAUUUGAAGUUGAAAGGACUGGCAUUUUCGACCGUGUCAUUCAAACAGUAGCUUCUGCUAUAGAGGUUCAGGACAAUAAUGACACAUUAGCCUAUUGGUUAUCAAAUACCUCAACUUUAUUGUUGCUACUCCAACAUACACUUAAAGCAAGUGGAGCAGCUAGCUUGACACCACAGCGGCGGAGAACAUCAUCAGCCUCUCUUUUUGGAAGGAUGUCUCAGGGUUUACGGGCCUCUCCACAAAGUGCGGGACUCUCAUUUCUUAAUGGUCGAGGAGGACUUGGUAGGUUGGAUGACUUACGGCAAGUUGAGGCCAAAUAUCCUGCAUUAUUGUUUAAGCAGCAGCUGACUGCUUUCCUCGAGAAGAUAUAUGGAAUGAUCAGAGACAACUUGAAGAAAGAGAUCUCACCAGUACUCGGAUUAUGUAUCCAGGCGCCAAGGACAUCACGGGCUAGUUUAUUGAAAGGACGUGCCCAAGCUAAUGCCGUCGCUCAGCAAGCUUUAAUUGCUCACUGGCAAAGCAUUGUGAAAAGCUUAGACAAUUACUUGAAGAUAAUGAAAGCAAAUUAUGUGCCUCCGUUCUUGGUCCGCAAGGUGUUCACUCAGAUAUUCUCCUUCAUCAAUGUUCAGUUAUUCAAUAGUCUUCUGUUACGGCGGGAGUGUUGUUCAUUCAGUAAUGGGGAGUUCGUAAAAGCCGGAUUGGCUGAGUUGGAACAGUGGUGCUAUGGGGCAAGCGAGGAAUAUGCAGGCUCAGCUUGGGACGAGUUAAAGCAUAUCAGGCAGGCUGUUGGAUUCCUUGUCAUACAUCAAAAGCCAAAGAAGACCUUGAAUGAAAUAACCAAAGAACUCUGUCCUGUGCUUAGCAUACAGCAGUUGUACAGGAUCAGUACAAUGUACUGGGAUGACAAAUAUGGCACACAUAGUGUGUCUUCAGAUGUUAUAUCAAGCAUGAGAGUCAUGAUGACCGAGGAUUCCAACAAUGCUGUAAGCAGCUCUUUCCUACUAGAUGACGACUCAAGCAUACCAUUCUCGGUGGACGACAUCUCUAAGACAAUGGAACAAGUAGAUAUAACCGACAUUGAACCUCCACCGUUGAUUCGUGAACACUCGGGAUUUGGAUUCUUACUCCCUCGCUUAGAGUGAUGUUGAUGGUCAUAGUCUCUGAUGUUACAAAUCACAUCAUUAUAUCCGAAACGCAGAAGUACAUCAAUUGAUGUGCUGAAACCUGUGCAUACAGUCUCAUCGUUUGUACUCAUCCUUGUGAAUAGUGCUUGUUUUAUCAGCUCAUGCCUUUGAUCUUGGUUUGAUCGAUGGCUGGGCGAGUUCAUUCUUUUCCCUCGAGUUUUAUCAACAGGGAGGGUAUUUCAUAUUUGUUAGUUAGGCAUAUCACAAUUUAUGUGAUGAAAUGCCUGGUUAAGGCAUUGUUUGUUGGUGCCCAGUAGCUUCUUGUUUGUCGGGUUUAAAGGAAGGUCGUCUACUGGUUUUUGAGUGAAAGCAUUUUGUUAGGUCGUUUAUUUUGUGGUGGUUGUGGGAGUAAUUUGUAAUUAAGUGGUGUAAUAUUCUUUUUUUCUUUAUUAAAAAAGUAGAUAGAACCUCAUGUAUAACAACAACACAGGUCAUAUAUUUAUUGGACUUUGUUUUAUGUUUUCUCUUGCA
This is a messenger RNA of Fragaria vesca subsp. vesca, 5394 nucleotides long. RefSeq names its product unconventional myosin-Vb-like. The record is from RefSeq and is a predicted model, not a curated record. Gene Ontology annotation, cellular component: vesicle; cytoplasm; myosin complex. Lineage: Eukaryota; Viridiplantae; Streptophyta; Magnoliopsida; Rosales; Rosaceae. The coding region runs from base 292 to 4881 and encodes 1529 amino acids. Gene Ontology annotation, molecular function: microfilament motor activity; ATP binding; actin filament binding. Gene Ontology annotation, biological process: vesicle transport along actin filament; actin filament organization. The transcript is spliced from 38 exons.